Lactuca sativa (garden lettuce) is the source of this 2501-nucleotide messenger RNA. RefSeq lists its product as uncharacterized. The record is from RefSeq and is a predicted model, not a curated record. NCBI's taxonomy places the organism in Eukaryota, Viridiplantae, Streptophyta, Magnoliopsida, Asterales, Asteraceae.
AUGUUUUCUACUCUAUAAAUGGCCUGAAAAUCCGUAACCUUUUUGUAUAAGUCAUCGUUAGUAUAUACACACAUAAUUUCCGAAAAUGAAAAAACAAGAUGGCUUUGUGUUAGUGUUGGCUUUUCUCUGUGCAUUUGUUAUCACCGUGUCUGCUGUAAUCUCUGAAACAUCUGGAAAUGAUGAGAGAAAAAGAAAUUUAGUCAGCAAGACACAUCAUGGAGGUGGUGGGGCUUAUGGAUAUGGAAGUGGAGGACAGGGUGGCGGAUGUGGUGGUGGAGGUUUUGGAGGAUGGGGUGGUUAUGGAUGUGGAGGUAAGGGAGGAGAGAAUGGUGGCGAUGGUGAUAAAGGAGGAGGUGACAUAGGAGGAGUGAGUGGUGGAGGUGUUGGACAAGGGGGAGGUGAUAAGGGAGGAGGGAGCGGUGAAGGUGGUGGUCAAGGAGGUUGUGACAAGGGUGGAUGUGGCAGUGAAGGUGGUGGCCAAGGAGGAGGUGAUAAGGGAGGAGGCAGUGGUGAAGGUGAUGGUCAAGGAGGAUGUGACAAGGGCGGCGGAUGUGGCAGUGAAGGUGGUGGCCAAGGAGGAGGUGAUAAGGGAGGAGGGAGCGGUGAAGGUGGUGGUCAAGGAGAAUGUGACAAGGGUGGAUGUGGCAGUGAAGGUGGUGGCCAAGGAGGAGGUGAUAAGGGAGGAGGCAGUGGUGAAGGUGGUGGUCAAGGAGGAUGUGACAAGGGCGGCGGAUGUGGUAGUGAAGGUGGUGGCCAAGGAGGAGGUGAUAAGGGAGGAGGCAGUGGUCAAGGAGGAUGUGACAAGGGUGGCGGAUGUGGCAGUGAAGGUGGUGGCCAAGGAGGAGGUAAUAAGGGAGGAGGCAGCGGUGAAGAUGGUGGUCAAGGAGGAUGCGACAAGGGUGGAUGUGGCAGUGAAAGUGGUGGCCAAGGAGGAUGUGACAAGGGUGGAUGUGGCAGUGAAGGUGGUGGCCAAGGAGGAGGUGAUAAGGGAGGAGGGAGCGGUGAAGGUGGUGGUCAAGGCGGAGGCGACAAGGGAGGAGGGAGCGGUGAAGGUGGUGGUCAAGGAGGAUGUGACAAGGGCGGAUGUGUUGGUGAAGGUGGUGGCCAAGGAGGAGGUGAUAAGGGAGGAGGGAGUGAUGUAGGUGGUGGUCAAGGAGGAUGUGACAAGGAAGGAUGUGGUAGUGAAGGUGGCAGCCAAGGAGGAGGUGAUAAAGGAGGAGGGAGCGGUAAAGGUGGUGGUCAAGGAGGAUGUGGCGGUGAAGGUGGUGGCCAAGGAGGAGGUGAUAAGGGAGGAGGGAGCGGUGAAGGUGGUGGUCAAGGCGGAGGCGACAAGGGAGGAGGGAGCGGUGAAGGUGGUGGUCAAGGAGGAUGUGACAAGGGCGGAUGUGUUGGUGAAGGUGGUGGCCAAGGAGGAGGUGAUAAGGGAGGAGGGAGUGAUGUAGGUGGUGGUCAAGGAGGAUGUGACAAGGGAGGAUGUGGUAGUGAAGGUGGUAGCCAAGGAGGAGGUGAUAAAGGAGGAGGGAGCAGUAAAGGUGGUGGUCAAGGAGGAUGUGACAAGGGAGGAUGUGGUGGUGAAGGUGGUGGCCAAGGAGGAAGUGAUAAGGGAGGAGGGAGCGAUGUAGGUGGUGGUCAAGGAGGAUGUGACAAGGGAGGAUGUGGCAGUGAAGGUGGCGGCCAAGGAGGAGGUGAUAAGAGAGGAGGGAGUGAUGUAGGUGGUGGUCAAGGAGGAUGUAACAAGGGAGGAUGUGGCAGUGAAGGCGGUGGCCAAGGAGGAGGUGAUAAGGGGGGAAGGAGCGGUAAAGGCGGUGGUCAAGGAGGAUGUGGCAGUGAAGGUGGCAGCCAAGGAGAAGGUGAUAAAGGAGGAGGGAGUGGUAAAGGCGGUGGUCAAGGAGGAUGUGACAAGGGCGGAUGUGGCAGUGAAGGUGGUGGCCAAGGAGGAGGUGAUAAUGAAGGAGGGUGCGGUAAAGGCGGUGCUCAAGGAGGAUGUGACAAGGGAGGUUGUGGCAGUGAAGGUGACAGCCAAGGAGGAGGUGAUAAAGGUGGAUCAAGUGGCGGAGGUUAUGGUCAAGGAGGAGGAUGGGGUGGUGGUAGUGGUGGUGGAGGUGGCGGAGGUGGUGGUGGAGGCGGUGGUGGUGGUGGCUCAGGUGGUGGUGGCUCAUAAGGCCACGGACCAAAGUGCCAUAUAUAUCAUAUUUAGUUGGUUCAUGUUUCCACAAUGUAGUUGUUUCUUUGAUUGAGUUCAAUGUGAGUAUGUUGAACUCAUUGCAUCUUGAUACUUAUCUUUUGCAGUAAUAAUAAUAAAGUUUUAUUUAUUCAAAAAAAAUCAACAAUGUUGGCCAUCCACAUACAUAAAGUAAACCUGUGACUUCGCUUGAUGAAUUUGGAUGACUUCUAUGAAUUAUGAAAAAAAAUGAAAUAUGAUAUACAGAAAAUAUUUGAGAAAUGAAGAAAAAAAUGCAAGGCAAAUUUGUAACAAGUCAGUGCUUAAUGGAAGGGCUAAA